Molecule: messenger RNA, 2986 nt
Organism: Caenorhabditis angaria
Lineage: Eukaryota; Metazoa; Nematoda; Chromadorea; Rhabditida; Rhabditidae
Source: the annotation of a GenBank genome assembly
UUGUGUAUUCAUAUAUUUGUUCGGAAAAGAAAUCGGCAUUUAUUGCAUUUUUCAGAAAGAUUAGUGAGUUAUUUGGGAGCUACUAGAAAUGCGUCAAUCAACCCUUCUCAUGGCUUGUUUUUUUUUGCAGAUGGUGUUUGUGUCAAAAUACCCGGCGUUAAAACAAAACAGCAAUGUUCCACUCCACGAGCGUAUUUUAGAAGCAUGCCGUCAACAUGCGGCAGCCAACAAGGAUUCGAUUAUUUUUGUGAGUUAGCCUAAAUAACUCCCUAGAUAAGGAAGAAUUGUGAUUUUUGUCCAGAUUGACGCAGAAACGACGACAAAAAAGAGGAAAUUCAGUGAUAUUGAGCCGGCUGUGAAUAGUUUGGCGACGGCUUUGAUGAAAUUGGGAUUGAAACCUGGGGAUAUUGUUUCGCAGGUUUUGCCGAAUUGUCCAGAGUUUUUGAUCAAUAUGUUGGCUGUGCAGAAAUGUGGAGCUGCCAUGUCAAAUGCCAGCCCCAUUUUCACAGAUUGUAAGGGAUUUUUUAGCUCCAGAAAUCUGGAUAAACUUGCAAAGGAAGUCAGGUUUUGAAAUUUUGAUGAAAAAUAUCGAAAAAUUCCGAAGUCAAAAAUUGACACAGACUCCUGUGAGCACUUUUCUGAAGCUUCAAAGUUAGAAUUGCGUUUUGGUUUUCGCCCAUUUUCACGAUGUUCCAGGGUGGAAAAUUAAUUUUUAUAACUUGAUAAAGGUUGUUCACCACAUUCGAAAAGCUAUCAGAUUUUUAGUUUUUCGAAAAAUAUUUUUAAAAACCAGCUGAAACUUAUAAUUUUAAAAAAUCACAGAUUUCAGCUGGUUUUUCAUAUUUUUUGAAAAGCUAAAAAGCUGAUAGGUGGUGCACAACCUUAUUCAAGUUAUAAGAAUUGAUUUUCCACACAGGAACAAGAUGAAAAUGGGCCAAUACCAAAACUCAAUUCUAACUUUGGAGCUCCAGAAAAGUGCUCAUGCACAGGAGUUUGUGGCAAUUUUUGACUUUGGAAUCGUGAUCAGCAUGUAAAAUUUGGUAUAUUUCGAUAUUUUUCAUCAAAAUUUAACACCUGACCUUAUGCACUUCCCUUUUCUACUCCCAAACUUCCAAUUUUUUCCAGACGAGCUCCAAAACCAAUUCCACGACUCAAAAUCAGUGCUCGUUUUCACCGACGAAGAUCGGCUAAGUCGAGUGCGCCGUGCAAUAACCCACGUGCCAACAAUUCAAAAAAUCAUCUGCCUUCGCACAUUUCCGAUGAAAACCGAUUUCCCCGAAAAUGUGCUCGAUUUUGGUGAACUCGUCAAAACACCAGCCGAACCAAUAAAUUUGACGUAUGACAUGGAUUCACUCGCAAUGGUCCCAUAUUCAUCCGGAACCACCGGAAGACCAAAAGGUUGCCGAAUUUCGCAUCGAAAUAUGGUGACAAUGAUGGAUAUCUCUGUGGAUCAUUUGAAUAACGAAAUUGCGAAAGCGGUGUUUGGAAAAGAGGAGAAGAAUUGGCGAAAAGAGCACACAUUGCUCAUGUUACCCUGGUAUCACGCUUUUGGAAUGAAUGUGAUGCUCGAGUCGAUUAUUUUGGGAAUGACUGGAUUGGUGUUCAAGAAGUUUGACACGAUUACCAUGCUCAAUCGUAUUAAAUUCUUCAAAGUCAAACUGAUUUACAUGGUCCCACCGAUGCUCAUAUUUUUGGCCAAAGAUAUGAUGGUCCCGAUUUUCCGUGUUGAACCAUUUGUCAAAGUCAUUCUAUCUGCUGGCGCCACCGCCGGAAAACAAUUGAUUGAGGAGGUUUUGAAGCGAUUUCCACACGCUUGGAUUUGUCAGGCUUAUGGGAUGAGUGAAAUGGUGCAAUUCACGACGUUUCCAAGAUUUGAGGAUGGUCAUUGUUUCGAGCAGGUUUGAUCGUUGUCACUGCAGAGUGUUGUAGUUUUGAAAAAUCUUUGCAGGUCGGUGCACUUGGCCCAACUUUUGAGAUGAAAAUCAUCAACGCGGCAGGUGCCGAAGUCACAAAACCCAAUAUAAUUGGAGAGUUGUGUUUCCGUGGUCCGGCUGUCAUGAAAGGUUAUUUGAACGGACGUGAAGCGCAUAUUAUAGACAAGGAUGGUUUUUUGCACUCGGGAGAUUUGGGAAGUGUUGAUGAGAAGGGAUGUGUUCAUUUGACUGGACGUAUUAAGGAGUUGAUUAAGGUCAAUGGAAUGCAGGUGAGGAUUUUUGGGGAACUCUGAAUUUCGGACAAUUUUUGGAUAGUGGCAUAACUUUUCGUUGGUUUUCUAGGUCAUGUCUAAAAUCAUGAAAUAUCUGGAUUUAAGUCUCAAAAUUUGAAUACUUUUUUCUCUUUUUAAGACGUGGCCUAGUUUUUCUAAUAUAUUUGGUUUUCUAGGCCAAUGUCUAGAACAAUGUAUCUGAUUUCAGGCUAGAAAUUUUGAGAUUUUGCUAUUAUUUUCCUCCUGAUCCAGAAAAUUUUAAUUUUCUCUGGUUUCUCUCAAACUGUUUUUUAAUCCGAUUAUCUAGCUAGAAAAAAUAGGGUGAAUUCUGGAUUUUUUCCAUUAUUUUACAAACUUUGUUUUAAAUUUUGCCACGUGGCAGGUAUUUUGUGAGAACGGGAAUUCCAACAGAACAAUUUCAAAUCACAAAUUCAAAAUAUUGAUUUUUUCCAGGUUCCACCAGUCGAAAUUGAAGAUGUCCUUCUUCUUCACCCAAAAGUCAAAGAUUGUGCAGUGAUUGGUGUUGCAGAUGAGCAAUGUGGUGAAUCGCCAAAAGCAUUUAUCGUCAAAAAAGAUCACACAUUAACUGAAUCCGAACUGACAGCUUGGGUUCAAUCGAAAUUGUCGUCUUACAAAUGGAUCACAGCUGGCUACGAAUUUGUGGAUUCGAUUCCGAAAUUGCCGUCGGGCAAAAUAUUGCGUCGAAAAUUGAGUACUAGUGAACAUCAAAAGGAGCCGAAACAGGAUUCGGAUGUGACUUCGGAGAGUAUUAGAUCGUAG